AAGCGCCGGUGCGCGCGCUGCCCUGGGUUGCCGGCGAGGAGGCCGCGGGAGCGCCUGGACCCGGCCCGCCCAGCCCGGCCCCCGCCCGGCCCCCGCCUCGGCCCCGGCGGGGGAGGGGUCUCUGAGCGCGGCCCCUCCCCCCUGCGCCCCCGCCUGCGCUGCGGUGCCCCCAUCCCGCGUGUCCCAGUCUGUCUGACCGUCCCUCCGCUCCCAGGCCUCGCCCCACCCGGCCCUGGGGCUGCCCGGUCGCCCCCCUCCCCACCGCAGCCGGUCCCCUCCCUCCCAGUCAGCCUCCGCCGCAGCCCAGGAAGCCAGCCGGGACGCCGCCGCCCCGGACCCCGCGCCCUAACCUCCACCUCGGGGGCCUGCACCCCCAGAUUGAAUCGGGAAUUCCGGAAACCCGAGCCUGGAACCCUGAUCUGGGACCAGCACCCCGAGAUCCGGCCGUGGAACCCCAAGAUCUGGAGCCUGAACCCCAGUAUAUGGGGCUGGAAUCUCAACAUCGGUCACUGGGACCUCAAUAUUUGGAGCCGGAACCCCACAAUUUGGAACACAGACCCCAAUAUUUGGAGCAGAACCCCAAGAUUUGACAUCUAAAACCUCAAGCCUGGAGCUGAACUCUGAAUUCUGGGCCUGGGACCUUGAAAUCUGGGACUGGAUUUCCAGUACUGUACCCUGGAACCCACUCUUGGGGACCUGAACCCUGGGAUUCAGGCCUCAAAUUCCAAGAUCUGGACUGUGGGAUUCCAAGGGGCCUGAACCCGAGUUUGGGCCUGAAGUCCUUGCUGCAGACCUGAGUGCUUAAAUCUGGGGCUUGAGACCUCCCAAUCUUGACUCAGCACCCCAAUAUCUGAAUGCAGAACCCCGGGAUCGGAUCUCAGACUCUAAACCCCACCGUUUGGCUGCUUAGCAUCCCAAGACUGGACCUGGGAGACCCUGACCCUGAACAACCCAAACUGGACCCGUAAAACUGGACCCUAGAGGCCCAAUAUUUAGGGGUCUGGAACCCCGAGUAUUAAGGUCUGGAGACUCCGUUGCCACAGAUUUGAGCCGAGUCAGGACACAGUCCCUCUACAGAAGCCUUGGGGACAGGAAAAGCAUGACCAGAUGCUCCCUCCAGAGCCCUGACCUCUGACUCCCCUGGAGCUAGGACUCUGCUCCCUGGGGCUGCUUCUAGCUCAGGACACCCCUGCCCGCGAUGGCCAUCCUCCCGUUGCUCCUGUGCCUGCUGCCGCUGGCCCCUGCCUCAUCCCCACCCCAGUCAGCCACACCCAGCCCAUGUCCCCGCCGCUGCCGCUGCCAGACACAGUCGCUGCCCCUAAGCGUGCUGUGCCCAGGGGCAGGCCUCCUGUUCGUGCCACCCUCGCUGGACCGCCGGGCAGCCGAGCUGCGGCUGGCAGACAACUUCAUCGCCUCCGUGCGCCGCCGCGACCUGGCCAACAUGACAGGCCUGCUGCAUCUGAGCCUGUCGCGGAACACCAUCCGCCACGUGGCUGCCGGCGCCUUCGCCGACCUGCGGGCCCUGCGUGCCCUGCACCUGGAUGGCAACCGGCUGACCUCACUGGGCGAGGGCCAGCUGCGCGGCCUGGUCAACUUGCGCCACCUCAUCCUCAGCAACAACCAGCUGGCAGCGCUGGCGGCCGGCGCCCUGGAUGAUUGUGCCGAGACACUGGAGGACCUCGACCUCUCCUACAACAACCUCGAGCAGCUGCCCUGGGAGGCCCUGGGCCGCCUGGGCAACGUCAACACGUUGGGCCUCGACCACAACCUGCUGGCUUCUGUGCCCGCCGGCGCUUUUUCCCGCCUGCACAAGCUGGCCCGGCUGGACAUGACCUCCAACCGCCUGACCACAAUCCCACCCGACCCACUCUUCUCCCGCCUGCCCCUGCUCGCCAGGCCCCGGGGCUCGCCCGCCUCUGCCCUGGUGCUGGCCUUUGGCGGGAACCCCCUGCACUGCAACUGCGAGCUGGUGUGGCUGCGUCGCCUGGCGCGGGAGGACGACCUCGAGGCCUGCGCGUCCCCACCUGCUCUGGGCGGCCGCUACUUCUGGGCGGUGGGCGAGGAGGAGUUUGUCUGCGAGCCGCCCGUGGUGACUCACCGCUCACCACCUCUGGCUGUGCCCGCAGGUCGGCCGGCUGCCCUGCGCUGCCGGGCAGUGGGGGACCCAGAGCCCCGUGUGCGUUGGGUGUCACCCCAGGGCCGGCUGCUAGGCAACUCAAGCCGUGCCCGCGCCUUCCCCAAUGGGACGCUGGAGCUGCUGGUCACCGAGCCGGGUGAUGGUGGCAUCUUCACCUGCAUUGCGGCCAAUGCAGCUGGCGAGGCCACAGCUGCUGUGGAGCUGACUGUGGGUCCCCCACCACCUCCUCAGCUAGCCAACAGCACCAGCUGUGACCCCCCGCGGGACGGGGAUCCUGAUGCUCUCACCCCACCCUCCGCUGCCUCUGCUUCUGCCAAGGUGGCCGACACUGGGCCCCCUACCGACCGUGGCGUCCAGGUGACUGAGCACGGGGCCACAGCUGCUCUUGUCCAGUGGCCGGAUCAGCGGCCUAUCCCGGGCAUCCGCAUGUACCAGAUCCAGUACAACAGCUCGGCUGAUGACAUCCUCGUCUACAGGAUGAUCCCGGCGGAGAGCCGCUCGUUCCUGCUGACGGACCUGGCGUCAGGCCGGACCUACGAUCUGUGCGUGCUCGCCGUGUAUGAGGACAGCGCCACGGGGCUCACGGCCACGCGGCCUGUGGGCUGCGCCCGCUUCUCCACCGAACCUGCGCUGCGGCCAUGCGGGGCGCCGCACGCUCCCUUCCUGGGCGGCACGAUGAUCAUCGCGCUGGGCGGCGUCAUCGUAGCCUCGGUACUGGUCUUCAUCUUCGUGCUGCUAAUGCGCUACAAGGUGCACGGCGGCCAGCCCCCCGGCAAGGCCAAGAUUCCCGCGCCUGUUAGCAGCGUUUGCUCCCAGACCAACGGCGCCCUGGGCCCCACGCCCACGCCCGCCCCGCCCGCCCCGGAGCCCGCGGCGCUCAGGGCCCACACCGUGGUCCAGCUGGACUGCGAGCCCUGGGGGCCCGGCCACGAACCUGUGGGACCCUAGCCAGGCGCCCCCCCCUCUAAGGGUCCUCUGGCCCCACGGACAGCAGGACCCGGACACCCUGUGGGACCUGGCCUCAAACUCACCAAAUCGCUCAUGGUUUUUAAAACUCUGAUGGGGAGGGUGUCGGGGACACCGGGGCAAAACAAGAAAGUCCUAUUUUUCCAAGCUUGGGCGAAGACCCUUGCCCUCGUCUCUGUCUAUGGGGGUUGGGGGACGGAGCAGGGGUCUGGAGCUGGGGAAUGCCUCCUUUGGGGAGACACCCCCUCCCCGCCCAGUUCAGUCUGAGGACCCCGGAGGAGGCUGAGGAUGGCGAUCCAUUCAGACAAUAGAUGUUCCCUGCGUGUCGGCUCUGAGCAUGCCCUGGGUUGGGGGAUGCUGUGGUGAUCCAGAUAGCCCUGAGCCCUGCCCGCAGGGGCCUAAAGUCAAAUGGGAGACAGACACAUCCCCAGACAGUGAUAGCACAGAGUGACCAGGGAUGUGGGGAUGAGGGAAGCCUGGGGGAUUGUGACAGUCCAGAAGAGGUACCCUUGCUCAGCCCCAGGUGUGGUCAGGGAGGGCUUCCUGGAGGAGGACACAUGUGAUCUGAGAAUGACAUAUGAAGGAGAUAACUGGGCAAAGAGCAGAAGGAAAGCUCUUUCAGGCAGAGGGCACAGCACAAGCAAGGUGGUGGUGUGCCCUGGGCACUGGGGGUGCUAUGGUAGAGGUGAGGCAGGAGGGUUGAGCAGGGUCUAGGACCUCCAGGCUGAGGAGCUCAGACUCUGGCCUGAUGAUACCAGGGAGCCAUGGAGGGUUGUAUGCAAGGGAGGAAUGGGGUCAGUUUGGGGCUUCAGGAAGAUCCUUCUAGUGCUAUGAGUAGGGUGGACCCAAGGGGAAGACUGAAGCUGGGAGCCCCAGGGGAAGCUGGGGCAGGGACCUGGGUGGGUGAGGACGAAGUUGGACCAGCUGGGCUAGGGAACAAGAAAAGGGAGUGGGUUGACAGAGACACUCGGGAAACUGUGGGAAGCUGAGGCGGUGGGUUAUGGAGCUGCGGGGCCAUGGGGUGGGGCAGGAAGAUGGUGGGGACUGCCCUCAUAUAGGACCAGGGAGGAGGAGCAGGUUUGGGAAAGAUGAUAUGGCCAGUGGGGAACUUGGUAGGUGUAGGGGGCCCUGAGGAUGUCCAGGAUGUGGCAUUCAGGAGGGUGCAGGACCCCUGGUCUGAGGCUGAAGCUGGAAAUAGAAAUGAGGGCUUUGUCAGCAGAGAUGGGAACUGACGCUGCUGGGGUUAAGACGGCUUCUUGUGGGGGAUGAUUCCAAGUCCCCACUAUGGGACAUUUUUUCUUUUUUCUUUUUUUUUUUUACAGAUGGGGUCUCACUAUAUUGCCCAGGCUGAUCCCAAACUGGCCUCAAGUGAUCCUCCCGUCUCAGCCUCCUGAAUUGCUGGGAUUACAGGCAUGAGCCACUGCCCCUGGCUAGGGACUUUCCAUAUUUAAGGGUGACGCAAAGAAAAACCUAACCAAGACUAAACAGGACCAGCAGGCAGAGGGACAGGGGGAAGAAGACCAAGCAAUUCAGACCCAAGAAACUCUUGUGUUCAAUGAUAUAAAUAAAGGCUGCGGUGACCCCCCA
Homo sapiens (human) is the source of this 4690-nucleotide messenger RNA. It is a transcript of the gene LRFN3, whose product is annotated as leucine rich repeat and fibronectin type III domain containing 3. NCBI's taxonomy places the organism in Eukaryota, Metazoa, Chordata, Mammalia, Primates, Hominidae. The record is from RefSeq and is marked validated. The transcript has 3 exons. Bases 1199 to 3085 code for a protein of 628 amino acids. Gene Ontology annotation, cellular component: cell surface; postsynaptic membrane; synapse. Gene Ontology annotation, biological process: regulation of synaptic membrane adhesion; synaptic membrane adhesion; regulation of presynapse assembly.